Molecule: messenger RNA, 22035 nt
Organism: Bursaphelenchus xylophilus (pine wood nematode)
Lineage: Eukaryota; Metazoa; Nematoda; Chromadorea; Rhabditida; Aphelenchoididae
Source: the annotation of a GenBank genome assembly
AUGGACCGAAACAACAACUCCACGGCCGGCUCGUUCAGCCAGCGCACCGAGACGUUCGUGCCGCUGCUGCAGGCGCGCGGCCACGUGCUGAACCGGCACUCGGCGGGCGGACAACGGGUGCCGGGCGCGGUGUCGCGCAUCUCGCUGAACGAGUCGCAGCAUCUGAGCACGGCGCGCUUCUCCGCCAGGGAUCUGCCGUUCAAUGGGUGAGUGUGUUUUUUGAAGAUACUACAGCGUUUCGAAAGCCUCAUGUUGCAGCGACGUUUGGCUCAUUAUUUUCCCGACAGACUGGGGAUUGAGCCCGAAAUCUCCCCUUUUUUUGAACAGUCCCCCUUGAAUGCAUACUCCCCUUUUUUGAACAUUCCCCGUCAAUUUGAAAAUUGAAAAAAUGAGAUAUGACAUGUUAUACGAUGAAAAAAUGAGGUAUGACAUGUUAUACGAUGAAAAAAGAUUUCAAAUUGAAAAAAUGAGGCGUGACAUGUUAUACGAUGGAAAUUUUUUCAAAUUAAAAAAAUAAGGCGUGACAUGUUAUACGAUGGAAAUUUUUUUAAAUUGAAAAAAUGAGGUGGGACAUGUUAUAUGAUGAAAAUUUUUUUUCAAAUUGAAAAAAUUAGGUGGGACAUGUUAUACGAUGAAAAAAAAUUUCAAAUUAAAAAAAUAAGGCGUGACAUCUUAUACGAUGAAAAUUUUUUUAAAUUGAAAAAAUGAGGUGGGACAUGUUAUAUGAUGAAAUUUUUUUUUCAAAUUGAAAAAAUUAGGUGUGACAUGUUAUACGAUGAAAAAAUUUUUUAAAUUGAAAAAAUAAGGUGGGACAUGUUGUACGAAGAAAAAAAAUUUUAAAUUAAAAAAAUAAAGCGUGACAUGUUAUACGAUGGAAAUCUUUUUCAAAUUGAAAAAAUGAGGUGGGACAUGUUAUACGAUGAAAAAUUUUUUUCAAAUUGAAAAAAUUAGGUGUGACAUGUUAUACGGCGAAAAAAUUUUUUGAAAUUGAAAAAAUAAGGUGGGACAUGUUAUACGAUGAUUGUCGCCACUUGUCGCAUCUCCCCAAACGGCAAAAACGAUUUCGCAAGAACUGUGCAUAAUGGUAGCACUUUUUUCUUUCUUUCCAUUUUUGAAUUUUUUUGCCAAAAAGUAAUUCCUAAUGAGAUAUUUGAUUAGUUGUUAGGAACUUUGCUUUGUUUUUUGUUUUAAGCGGUUUCACUUGGACCGGAUGACAAUAAACCUUUCCUUGCAGUUGUUUUAGAGGCCAGACGGGUCUAAAAGUUUAUGUUUUUGGGGGGAGAAAGGUGUGAAGGUGAGGUGAAAUUUGGAUUGUCAUCAUUUUUUUAAUAUUUUAAAACAUUUUUUUAUUGGAAUUUUUCGUCUUUUUCAUUAAACUUAUUUUUUUUAUAAAUUUCUGAACUUGAUUUCAAACUGUCGCUAUCGUCAAAAUUUGGCCGAAAUACCAGUCUGUCGGAAAAAUAAUGAGCACUCUGUCGCAUCGAAAAUCAACUGUCGAAGAAAUGAAUUGUGUCGCGAAAAAAUCAAAUUGCUUUUCACUAGAAAAAAGUAGUAUCAGUUUGUCGGGAAAAUAAUGUGGAUUUGUCGUGCUUUGAAAUCGACCAUCAUCGCUUUGCGACGACUGGAGACUUGAUGCGCAACUGCGACGAGGCGAGAUAUUUAUUCUUUUUCGCUGCAACAAAUCCACAUUAUUUUCCCGACAGACUGAGGUCGGCCUGUCGACAAAAUAAUGCCGGUUCUCGCACCAAGUGUCUGCCAAAAAUAGCUGUACUCUCUGACUGUCCCGCCAUCGAAUAAAGACAUCUAAAGAUGACCGCCUAGAACCCCUAACAUUCCAAAACAACCGAAUUCAUUUACGUCCAAGGAUCACCUAAAUUUUUCAUGAACAUUAUUCUUUUGUGUUGUCUUCGCAAAGCUUUCUUGCUUGUGGAAUAAAAUAACCGCCCGACGUAAAAAAAUAACCGUGGGGCCGAGGGAAAAACAAGUCCGAGUAAAGGAAUUUUGACCGAACAAGGAGAGCGUCCAAGUGCGACGCUCAGAUUUUCGAAAUUGCAUUUUCCUAUGUACAGUGAGGGACCGGAUCCAGUGGCAAAAAACGUCUCAUUUUGCAUCCCGGAAGGGACCAAAAUGUCUCCAAACCCUUCCCUUCGCUAACAGGGGAAGUACCCCAAGUGGGACGCUCAGAUUUUGAUGAAACUUGGCACAAAUUUAGAGUAAUUUUUUCGAAGAGAUAUGCGAGAAUCCUAGCUCGCGCUUUGCAGAAACAACCGAGAUUUUUAGAUCGAAAGUCGGCCAAAAUUUAGGACUUUUUGUCGAAUUUCGGCACGACAAGUUUCAUGCCUAUUUCUACCGUAAAGGAUAAUGUUUCUACAAAAAAUCAAAUUUUUCCGAACGAAACUGCCAAAGUUAUGGCCAAAAAGCGUUUUUCUCUCUGACCGCUCUCCACGUUUAGCACGCUCUCUCGGCGGCAUAAAUCGUUUGAUAUCUCGACGGCGCCUGCAAAGCGCGAGCUAAAACUUUCAGGAAUUGAUAUUUAGUCUAUUCCCGACGUGUGUGCAAAAUUUAAAGAAAAUCUGAGCGUCGCACUUGGGGUACUUCCCUUGUAAGCUAAAAAACCCCCGCCUUGAAGGAAAGGGCGCGCUUUUCAAAGCGAAGUUUUUAGCUUAGAGAAGGGAAGGGUUUGGAGUCAUUUUGGUCCCCCUGAUGCAAAAUGAGAUGUUUUUUGCCUUUGGAUCAGGUCCCUCACUGUAUUACAAUGAUUGUGACAAUAAUUUCAGGGUGUGUCCGCCGCGUGGACUUCUCCGUGGGACCGGCCGUCUGUCGGGGGUACCGCGCAGCAGCAGCAUGCAGAGCUUCCUUCCGUCCCAGAACAGGUGGGUUUUCAUGUUUUUGCAUUUUGUUUUUUUCUGCAUUUUGGUGUGUUAUAAACAAGGACUUCUCAGAAUAUAUGUAUGUAUAUUCUGGGAAUGUUUGGUAAAAUUCUAGAAGUAUUUUACUUAAAAUUGGACAUUGAAAUCUGGACGUCAUUUUCGAAAUUUUACGGAUAUUUUUGACUUUUCUUUUUGCAUUACUAAAUGCCCUAAAGGUAAUAAAAGCUUGGCGCUUUGGCGCAUAGUUUACAUAAUUUUAAGGGUCAUGAUUUUUAAGGGUUAUUACUUUACUUCCCAUCUCUUGACACCUUAUAGUGCCUUUGCAGUGACGGACUUGAUCGAUCCAGUGGCAAGAAACCUACCAUUUUACCUCCAGGAAGUAUUAAAAAAUGUAGCAAAAUAUCUCCCUCUCCAAGUGAAAAAACUCCAAUUUCAAAAUCCCGCCAGCUCUUUUUGUGAAAGAACGGACGCGCCUUUCUAAACAUAGUUUUUUCACUUCGAGAGGGAGGCAUUUUGCCACGUUUUUUGAUACUUCCCGGAGGCAAAAUGGCUUGUUUUUUUGCCAAUGGAUCAGGUCCGUCAAUGUACGAGCCUUUCAAAAGCGCGCCCGCUCUUUUUGUGAGGGAAAAGGCGCUCCUUUCUAAACAUAGUUUUUUUUUACUUGGAGAGAGAGGCAUUUUGCCACAUUUUUUGAUACUUCCCGAAUGCAAAAUGGCAUGUUUUUUUCCACUGGAUCUGGCUUGUCACUGUAAAUGCUGAUGACAAAAAGACGAUGUCAUCAUCAGUGCCUCGCGCUUCGCAUUUUACCUUCUUUUAACCCAGAAUUUUAUUUACAGUAUUCCCAAAGAGGUGAGUCUAUACAUGUUUGUAUGUAUUGGCUUGCUAAACGCUCCAAAAAUUUUAAAAACAAGAAAAUUACUGCUCAAUUAAGUAAGACCCAUAUUUAUACACCUUGACCAUGAUUUGGUAGAUUAUCAAAAAAAAAUCCUUUCGUUUCUUAAAUUUUAAUGUUACAAUCAACCCUUUUUGCCAUUUUGUUUUUUUCACAAAAUGCAUGGACAAUUUUUCUCUUUCGCACAGUGCAUUUUGAACCUUUUCCUACGCUUGUCGCCAACGCACAGUGCAUUUUUCUGGCUUCGCACAGUGCAAGCCACAAUUGCAUUGCGAGCCUCUAAUGUAAAAAAAUGAUUUUCCUAGCGAAACCUCAAGUCUCUUUAUCUAUUUACAACCCCAAAAAAGGAUUGUUUUCGUUUCAGGACUAACUAAAAAUAAUGUUUUUCCAAAAAAAAAAUUUUCCAAAAAAAUUGCAAGUUUUUUAUUUUUCCGUGGCAAUUGCCGAAGACGUGCAUUUCAACGCAAAAACAAUUUUGGUGUGGGCGUAACAACAAAGACGCGGAAAUGCACGGUGCAAAAUAGGAUAUUUCUUGCACGGUGCGGGCAGAGAAAAAUGUCCAAGCACUUUAUGAAAAUACGAAUAUCAGUCUGUCGGGAAAAUAAUGAGCUCUCUGGCGCUGGGUCGAUCGCUGAAGUAUGUAAGAAUAAAUAUGAUGUUCCCGCGACACAAUUCACUUUCUCUUCGGCGAUGCGAUUUUCGCUGCGACAGAGUGCUCAUUAUUUUCCCGACAGACUGAUACUACGCGUUUUCGAAAGUGCAUAGACUUUUGUCGCUUUGCAAAAAACUCCCCGAUCUUUCAUUAUUUUCCCGACAAACUGGUAGUACAGCCCUCAGGAGAAAAAGUCUUGUUCUUGGCGGCGAUAUAAUCUUUGAUGCGAUAUAGAAUUUGACGUAUAGCAAACUUUGCUGACCGACCUCUCAGUCUGUCGGGAAAAUAAUGAUUUUUGAUGCGACAUGUUCCUCAUUAUUUUCCCGACAGAUUGAUAAAAAACUGAGUUUACAGUGGGGGACCUGAUCGAGUAGCAAAAACGUACCAUUUUGCAUCAGGGAAGCAUCAAAAACAUGGCAAAAUUCUUCCCUGUCCAAGUGAAAAAACAUCGCUUUGAACGGCGCGCCCUUUUUCCUCACAAAAAGAGCGAGUUUUUUCACUUGAAGAGGGAGGCAUUUUGCCACAUUUUUUGAUGCUUCCUGGAUGCAGAAUGGUACGCUUUUUGCCACUGGAUCAGGUCCCCCACUGUAAUAAAAUAAAGAAACUCGGACUUAAACCGCACUCGAAACCUUUUAUCAUUAUGUCGGGAAAAUAAUGUGGAUUUGUCGCCGCAAAAUGUCUCGCCUCGUCGCAGUCGCGCACCAAGUUUCCGGUUUUACCAUUGGCAAAAAAAGUAUAAUUUUGCAUUCGGGAAGUAUUUAAAAUGUGGCAAAAUACCUCCCACUACAAUAAAAAACUCCGUUUUGAAAGGCGCGCCCUUUUUCCUCACAAAAAGAACGGGCGCGCUUUUUAAAUCUAAGUUUUUUCACUUGUAGUAAGGAGGUAUUUUGCCACAUUUUUGAUGCUUCCUGGAUGUAAAAUGUUACGUUUUUUGCCACUGGAUCAGAUCCCCCACUGUAUCGGGCCGUCUCCCAAAUCUGCUGCGGUCCGGCCUGGGAGCCAUGUCUACAUAGUCGGCCCUCUCAUUGUAAUCAUUGUUUUUACUCCCUCUAACAAUGACCACUUCCGCCGCGAAUGUCAAAAUCUCCGCUGGCCCGCUCUGCCCUCACCUCUGCUCCCCAUGAGCCCGCUAAUGAGUGAAUGUGUAAUAACCUUCGCGCCGGCAUCUACAUCGCCUUCGAGGGGGCCGAUGUUCGUGGUGGGGGGAAUUUUUGUGUAUUCCUUUUGCGGAAAAAACGGCUUCAAGGUGCAGCGGAGAAGUCACAAUUGUUCCGUCUCCAUUCAUUCGAUGGCACUGCGGGAUCUUUUGGAAUAAGACGUCCGGGCCCGCCGCCAGCCCCUUCUGCAAUAAUUCCGCCUUGGGCUAAAUGAGUGGCGCAGAUUCCGAGUUUAUUCCGCGUUCCCGGCGAAGGGUGACGUUCAGGGGGGCCUCAAGUUAUAAACUUUUUGGCAAGGGGAGUGUUUGAAGUGCGAAUUUUCUCUUUGAAUUCCGCACGCAAAUUUGGCCUAGGCUGCUGAUAAAUGGGCGCAAAUUUUAGGUUCCGCUUUGCAGGUGGGGCCGAGAUAUUGAACGAUUUUUGACGUAGAAAGAAUAGACUAAAUGUGGAGAGCGGUCAGAGAGAAAAACUCUUUUUGGCGAUAACUUUGCUAGUUUCUCGCGGCAAAAAAUGAUUUUUUAUGGAAACAUUAUUCUUUACGAUAGAAAUAGGUAUGAAAAAUUUGUUAAAUUCUCGCCGACUUUCGAUCUAAAAAUCUCGGUUGUUUCUGCAAAGCGCGAACUAGGAUUCUCGCAUAUGUCAGGGGAAGUACUCCAAGUGCGACGUUCAGAUUUUGAUGAAACUUGGCACAAAUUUAGAACAAUUUUUUCCAAGAUAUAUGCGAGAAUCCUAGCUCGCGCUUUGCAGAAACAACCGAGAUUUUCAGAUCGAAAGUCGGCCAAAAUUUAGCGCGAGCAGAUUUUCAUUAAAUUUUGCACACACGUCGGGCAUCAACUAAAUAUCAAUUCCUGAAAGUUUUAGCUCGCGCUUUGCAAGCGCCACCGAGAUAUUGAACCACUUUUUCCGCGGAGAGAGUGCGCAUAACGCGGAGAGCGGUCAGGGAGAAAAACGCUUUUUGGCCAUAACUUUGCUAGUGUCUCGCGGAGAAAAUUGAUUUUUUGUGGAAACAUUAUUCUUUACGAUAGAAAUAGGUAUGCAACUUUUCGUGCCAAAAUUCAACAAAAAGUCCUAAAUUUUCGCCAACUUUUGACUAAAAAUCUCGGUUGUUUCUGCAAAGCGCGAGCUAGGACUCUCGCAUAUAUAAUAGAAAAAAUUAUUCUAAAUUUGCGCCAAGUUUCAUCGAAAUCUGAGCGUCGCACUUGGGGUACUUCCCCUGUUAAAAAGAUAAAAAGAUUUGUCGCACCACGACUCACUUUCCACUCCCGCUCUGAUUUCUGGGGAGCACAGCAUUCCGAGGUUUUUUGCCGCCACCGAUCGGUGCCGAUUUUCGCUCAAAAUGACAACAGGGCUGCGCGCCUCGGCUGAUAACUAGCUAGCCCAAAAAUGAAAAAAGAGUAAAAAUUGAUUUCCAGAUAGAGUGAAAAAAGACCUAUCCGAUGAUAUAAAUAGGUCCUAUUGACUUUCUCCCCACAACGAUCUUUUUCGCCUACAAAAUUACAAAUUUUUUUUGUUUAUUCAUGGAUAAAUGCACUUUAUGAGGGCAUAAUUAAAAAAAAAUGGUACCACUCGAUAGCAAAUGGCCUCUUCUAUGACAUAUCCAAAAAUAAGGGAAAUUCUGGCCCUUAGGGCACUAAAAAAUCCAAAAAAAUAGCGUAUUUUACGUGUUUUUGCAUAUUUUUCGGGAUUUUUUGCACCGGAUGCACAAAAAUGAAAAAUCGGCUGUUAUAGCGUUGUAGUGCACACUCGACUACAUAUACCUGCCAAAUUUCACGUUUUCAUCUUUACUCCACUUUGUGUUCUGAGCCGGUUUAGGUGUUAAGGCAAAAUCGCUGCAUAGGGCAAUGCCGGAUGCCGAUUUUAAUUUUUUUUUUCAUUUUUGAGACAUAUUGCGUUCAUGUCAAUAUUAGAUACUGAUUUUUGCUCCAGAUGACAAAAUGCCCUUUCGUAAAUUGACGUAAUGACACCAACGUGUUUGAGUUCAACAUGACGAAAAUAAGGGAAUUUUUGUUUCAGGACUAGCAUUUAGGUGACAGCAGACCUGCCAGAAUAUGCUCCGACGUUUAUUUGGCUAGAAACAGGUAUGGAAUCCGGAUGCAGCGACGUCCCGUAACACGUUGCACAUAUGCGAUUUUACUUAAAUUUACGUUAUAUACAUGACGUUCAAAGUCAAUACGACUGAAAAGACAGAAAUUAUUUUUAAAAUCGGCAUCCGGCAUUGCCCUAUGCAGCGAUGUUGCCUUAACACCUAAACCGGCUCAGAACACAAAGUGGAGUAAAGAUGAAAAUGUGAAAUUUGGCAGGUAUAUGUAGUCGAGUGUGCACUACAACGCUAUAACAGCCGAUUUUUCAUUUUUGUGCAUCCGGUGCAAAAAAUCCCGAAAAAUAUGCAAAAACACGUAAAAUACGCUAUUUUUUUGGAUUUUGUAGUGCCCUAAGGGCCAGAAUUUCCCUUAUUUUUGGAUAUGUCAUAGAAGAGGCUAUUUGCUAUCGAGUGGUACCAUUUUUUUUAAAUUAUGCCCUCAUAAAGUGCAUUUAUCCAUGAAUAAACAAAAAAAAUUUGUAAUUUUGUAGGCGAAAAAGAUCGUUGUGGGGAGAAAGUCAAUAGGACCUAUUUAUAUCAUCGGAUAGGUCUUUUUUCACUCUAUCUGGAAAUCAAUUUUUACUCUUUUUCAUUUUUGGGCUAGCUAGUUAUCAGCCGAGGCGCGCAGCCCUGUUGCCAUUUUGAGCGAAAAUCGGCACCGAUCGGUGGCGGCAAAAAACCUCGGAAUGCUGUGGGGAGGUGUCCGAAAGCCACUUGCACGGUGAGAAAAGCAGGAAAUUGCACAGUGCAAGUGAACUUUUGUUUUCGCAUCGCGGAAAUCAGGCCGGCGACUUUCCGGAUGGACGAGCAUUUCCCCAAGAUUUGAUAUGUCCGCCACGUCCCUGUUGUUUUUAAAUUUUUUAAGGCAAUACUUCCAAAGCGGCAAAAAAGUUACAGUAUACAGUAACCGGCUUCAAAAUGAAUUUCGACACUCCUUUCAUCUGUAAUGUUGUUUUUAUCGCGCCACACAUACAGUGAGGGACCGGAUCCAAGGGCAAAAAACGUCUCAUUUGCAUCCCGGAAGGGACCAAAAUGACUCCAAACCCUUCCUUUCGCAAAGCUAAAAAAACCCCGCUUUGAAGAGCCCACCUUGAAGGAAAGGGCGCGCUUUUCAAAGCGGAGUUCUUUAGCUUAGAGAAGGGAAGGGUUUGGAGUCAUCUUGGUCCCUUCCGGGAUGCAAAAUGAGACGUUUUUUGCCAUCGGAUCAGGUCCCUCACUGUAUACCUAAUUUGCCGUUACUCUUUAUUUUAUCGUAAAAAUUUUAUGGCAUUCCCUUUAAAAUAAUUUGAUUUACCUGCCAUCAGCUGUUAAGUUAUUGUUUCGCCUUUCUAACCACUGACGCGCUAAGAAUUAGAGACGCGUUUGCAAACCAGUAAUUUGAGAUUUUGGCUGACGUGUUGAAAAAACUGUCAAAAAAUCUAUAAAUUUUUGUUCCAAAACAUCAAAAAAUCGAGCUUUUCACCCAAUUCUUAGUAAAAAAAAAAAGUGUACUUUUGAUCUCUAAAACCUAUUAAACAUGCCGAAACAUCGCCUCAGGCACGUAUCCCUCCUUCGCGUUGUAUUUGCAUUCCCUCAAUAAUUCAUGAUUUUGCUGACAGCGCAUGUAAUUUGACCGAGAGUAAACGCUAUGACCAGUACGGCGUACGAAUACCCUCUACCGGCGACCGCUGCGAAGGAGUUGUGAGGAACGUAGGCUGAAUGCUCUCCAAGGCCCGGUUUGCGGCCAAGGUUUAUCGGUAAGUCGGGGGAAAAAUGGGGAUUUACAGAGGGAACUGGUAAAUGCAGCAAUCAGAUUUUUAAUGGAACAUAUAGUAAAAGUUUAGCAUAUUUCUUGCUAAAAGAAUAUUUGAGACUCCUAGUAGUGUUUUCAUAAAGUUCAUGGCCACAUUUUCUCUUUCACACAGCCCAUUUUCAACUUUUUCCCACGCUUGUCGCCAACGCACAGUGCAAUUUUUUCUUUUGUCGAUUGCGUCGCUGAGCGUACAGUGGCGGACCUGGUCCAUUGGCCAAAGACGUACCAUUUUGCGUCCGACAAGCCCCAAAAAUGUGGCAAAAUGUAUCCCUCUCCAAGUGAAAAAACUCCGAUUUCAAAAGCGCCGGCUCUUUUUGUGAGGGAAACCGAGUUUUUUUAGUUGGAAAGGGAGGCAUUUUGCCACAUUUUUGAUACUUCCCGGAUGCAAAAUGAUACGUUUUUUGCCACUGGAUCCAGUCCCUGACUGUAGUAGAGGCAUGCUCGUUUGUCGGUCGGAUUUCCCAAAAAAGGUGGGGCUUCCGGAAAGCCGCAAGACUGAAAUGGGCAACAUGCAUUGUGAGCAAACCAAUGGUUUGCUUUUGCACUGUGCAAUUUCUGGGGCUAAGAUAGUACAGCCCCCAGUCCAGUUUAGCCCCCAAUAACCCAGUACAACCCCCCUCGUCCAUUCUGAACCACAAAAUUUAUUUCAAAGAAUUAAUCCAAGCUGUAUGGUCCAGCAUAAGCCUCCUACGUUUUAGAUCAAGCCCCCUAAGUUUUAGAUCAAACCCCCAACGUAGUAGAUCAAACCCCCACUUACAUUUUUUGUAUUAUUCUAAUUUGUUCAUUAUCUGGGGUGUGAAACGGGCAAAACAUUGGGGGUUUGAACUACCUUUCGUGGGGGGCUGAACUACCGAAGCCCCCAACUUCUUUCUUUUUCCACCGUUCAAUAGGUUUUUUGUCGGCUGUCGCUCUAACUUUUUUCGCACCGCGCAGACGCCAAACAUCAGUCUAGCGACUUUUUGCGCCGAGUACUAGUCGUUUCAUAAAGUGCGUAGACUUUUUGUCGCAAAUUUUCCGCACCGUGUAUUUCACUUUUUUACUGUGCAAUUCAAAAUUAUUUGCCGCUUCUCAGGCCUUUUUUUCGGCAACAAUUGCACAGUGCAAGAAGAAAAAAUGCACUACGCGCCACAAAAAAGUCUAUCAUGAGGAUUUUUUCUUUUUUGAAGCCCAAAAGUUACAUUCGCCCCCAAAAUAGCUAUAAAAUAUUGAAUUGAAGUGCAUGCCGUUUAUAAAAAACAUUUGGUAUUUGUCGAGGAAUUCAAUUUUUUCGAAAAAAGAUCUUUUUUGGACUUUCGAAGGCGCAAUGAUGGCCUGAGGGCAUCAUUUGGUGCAACAGCCGGCCAGAUGGAACGUCUUGAUUAGAUGGCGCAUAUUAUUUUUCGUAGUGGCGAAGAAAUAUCGCCCAAAUACAUAUUUAGUCAUCAUUUCCCUUCGUAUCAUUUUUUUUUGCAUAUGAUUAUGUCAUCGUAUCCGAACGACAGAGUAGCACAUUCAUCACGCAACUUUGUCCAGUAAAAUUGACAUUUUUGGCCAUUUUUUAUGACUGACUGGCGUCACAUUUAACUUUAUGUGGUGUUCGUCCCGGAGAAGAUGGCUAAUGCGCAACAUUUCGAGUGAUGGGACCAUAAAUCAUGCUGUGCACAGGGUUGGAGGCAUUGAAAUGUAGCUAGGAUUCCAACAAAACCUGAUUUUUUUGUAAAUUAGCGAUUUUGCUUAUCGAUCUGUCGGGAAAAUAAUGUAGAUUUGUCGCGUCUUGGAAUCGCCCAUCAUCGCCUUGCGAUGGCUAGCCGCGACCGGAAAUUUGGUGUACGACUGCGACGAGGCGAGACAUUUUGCUGCGACAAAUCCACAUUAUUUUCCCGACAAACCCACAAAAGGUUUCGAGUGCGAUUCAAGUCCGAGUUUCUUUAUUGUAUUACAGUACAGUGGGGGAGCUGAUCCAGUGGAAAAAACGUACCAUUUUGCAUCCGGGAAGCGUCAAAAAUGUGGCAAAAUGCUUCCCUCUCCAAGUGAAAAAAACUGCCGAUUUCAAAAGCGCGCCCUUCAAAACGAAGUUUUUUCAUUUGGAGAGGGAAGCAUUUUGCCACAUUUUUGACACCUCCCGGAUGCAAAAUUGUACGUUUUUUGCUGUCCAAAUGUGGAUUGUUUUUGCGUUGUUACACUCCUUUGACAAUGGAUUUAUUUUUUACGAAAAAGCAUUUUUCCUUCUGAAGCAAUUCUUUCUUUAGUCCCGCAGCGAAAACAAUCCCUAUUUUCUAAUAACAAAAGAAAUAAAUUUUCAAUUUGACUUGUCGCUGUUUGAAGAGUUGCGACAAGAUUUCAGCAUUGCACUGUGCUGACAUGUCAAGAAUUUUUGGGUUACUUAUCAGUCUGUCGGGAAAAUAAUGUGGAUUUGUCGCGUCUUGGAACCGCCCAUCAUCCUAUUUGCGACGGCCAAAGGCGACUGGAGAUUUGGUGCGCGACAAAACGAGAUAUUUUGCUCGACAAAUCCACAUUAUUUUCCCGACAGACUGAUACAGUGAGGGGCCUGAUCCAAUGGCAAAAAACGUACCAUUUUGCAUCCAGGAAGCAUAAAAAAUGUGGCAAAAUUUCAAAAUCGCGCCCGCUCUUUUUGUGAGGAAAAAUGGCGCGCCCUUCAAAACGAAGUUUUUUUCACUUGGAGAGGGAAGCAUUUUGCCACAUUUUUGAUACUUCCCGGAUGCAAAAUGGUACGUUUUUUCCCACUGAAUCCGGUCCCCCACUGUAGUAAAGCCUUCGGCGCUUUUUGGAACGCGUUUGCAAACAUCGCUGCGUCAACUAAAAAUAGCGUCCUCAACCUUUCCCGUCUCACGUACACUCGUCAAUUCCGGGUGGAAAACAGUUUCUUUGCCGGACAGAGAUGUUUAUAAAUGGUUUAUUCAAUUUCCCCAUAGGAUCUUUGUUAUAAGUCUGGAAGCAAAUUAUGAAAGACAGAAGGCAACGAAGCCCCCCUUUCAAGGACUUCUCCGCGCUCCUACCACUUUUUUGCAUUAUGUUUUAUGCGUGCUGACGUGCAAAUUGCAGCCAGUGUGGGAUAUUUGGGAAUCUUAUAGUGUUAAGUCUGAGACGAUGGGAAUUAUAGGCGUUUUUAGAUGCAUAAUUUGGAUUUUCCGUAAGAAUAAGUAAUUAUAGAUUGUGUGAGAUGAUAGGUUAAAAUUUUAGUGCUACUCCACAUCGAUUAAAAAUAGAAUUCUAUAAGAUGUGUGAGAUUUUUAGCCCGCGCUGAUCCCAAAAAAAUAGGCAUUUUCUGUGGUUUUUGAUUGGGAAAGUGCAGGAUUUACAGUGGUGGACCUGAUCCAGUGGGAAAAAAGUACCAUUUUGCAUCCAGGAAGUAUCAAAAAUGCAGCAAAAUACCUCCCUCUACAACUGGAAAAAACUCCGAUUUCAAAAGCGCGCUCGCUCUUUUUGCGAGGGAAAGAGCGCGCAUUUCAAAACAGAGUUUUUUUUAAUUGUAGUGGGAGGCAUUUUGCCACAUUUUUCAUACUUCCCGGAUGCAAAAUUAUAUGUUUUUUUUCAGGUCCACUGUACCUCCAAAAAAUGCACUGCGAAAAGGCAAUUUUUUAGCGAGUUUUGCAGCGACACCCUAAAACCGCACUUCACAGAUUACCAGGGUUUUUGCCACGUGCAAUACGUGACAUUGUCUCUGAAUUUGAAAGUAGGAGUGCCCGUUUUUUUAAAAAAUUUUGCUCAAAUUCAUUUUUUCUUUAUUUUUUAGUCAUCAUUUUCAGGCAUCCAAUUUUAAUUUUUUCCUCUGGUCUUUGAGAGACCAAUGGUAUCACAAUGCUCAUACCCUCUCAUUUUUCCCUUUUCUCGCUUCAUUUCACGGCAUUCUUCUGUCGGGAAAAUAAUGUGGAUUUUUCGCAGUAAAGUCUCUCGCCUCGCCGCAGUCGCUAAGUAAAUUUCCAGCCGUCGCAUGGCCAACGAUAGGCGAUUCCAAAGUUCGACAAAUCCACAUUAUUUUCCCGACAGACUGAUUCUGCCAACUAAACAUCAAGCGUGCUCCUGUCUCUGCAUCAAACUCAAAUAUGACCCGCAGUUGAAGUGAUACAAAUGAAAUUACACUCGUCCUGCGAAUCUCCUCCGGAUGACCCGUGAAAUCCCGGCGCCCCCUUUUUUUUGUUCCUCCUCCCACUGCUGUCAUUUAAAUUCAACUUUGCGAUGCGCUGAGCAAUUAUUUUUUCCCGCUAGACAUCCGAAUAUGUAAUAGAAUAGGGAAUAGUAAUACAUGCGGCCUCGUGACCACUGAGGAAGUGUUAAUUGUAAUAGAUUGGCGGUAAAUUUGGCUCUACUGUUUUUAGCUAGCUACUAGUCGUUCCGUAAAGUGCGUGGACUUUUCGUAACUUUGCCAAGAACCUUGCUAGGUGGGCCAAAAGUCUACAUGUUUUUGCAAAGUGUGAGCAGUCGGCAUUGCGACGAGAUGUCGCGCGAUAUCUCGUCGAAACAAAAUUAAUUUUAGCAUGCACUUUGCAGAGAUAUUCGGCGAUAUCUGCAUGCGACACACCGUGAAAAAUUAGGACAUCCGGCCAUGAGCAUAAAUAAUAAUAAAAGUCCUUUUUUUUGUGCUUGCCCUUGAGCGGUAUUUUCAUCAAAGCAUGAGUUUUGGCACAUUGCAAACGCCCAGAAAUCUGUCGAGUGACUUUGCAGACGAAGUAUCAGUCUGUCGGGAAAAUAAUGUGCAUUUGUCGCAGCAAAAGUUUACGCUUCCGCACACCAAGUCUCAGCAGCCGAAGAGCGAUGAUGGGCGAUCCCAAGGUGCGACGAAUCCACAUUAUUUUCCCGACAGACUGAUAUUUUUCCGUCCGGAAAGUCGCAGGACUGAUUUUUGACGUCUGCAAGUCUACUAUUCCUAUUCUCACUCGCGUAAGAAUACUAUAUUAUAUAAUUGCCGUAUUUUCGCCUAGGGGCAUACUUUAGUAUAAGCUCUCAAAUGGCGGCCUCCAAAUUUUUUCUUAUCUGUCUGUCGGGGAAAUAACGAGCACUCUGUCGCAUCAAAAAUCGCACCGCCGUCGAGAAAAUAAAUUGUGUCGCGACAAAAUCGAAUUGCUUUUCACUUCAGCGACACGAUCGGAGCGGCGACAUUGUGCUCAUUACAGGGUCUUACAAAAAACGUGAAGGAAAGUGGAAGGCUAUAACUUCCGGCGGAGGCGGCGCAGAGACUUCGUAUUUUAAAUAUGUAUUUUUAAAAGACAUAAGUUUUUUUCUACGAAAUAACACGCUUUUAAAGUGCAAACUGAGGUCGCUACGACCUUCUGAAGUAAAGGCAUCUCUACCCCGAAAACCAGGUUUUUUCGGUUGAAAAUGAUCGUGAAAUUUCGGACUUUUUCGGUUGAAAAUCACCAGGAAAUGUCGGAUUUUUUGGGGGGUUUUGAUAUGGGUGAUGUUGAAAAGGAGGAGGAAAGUGCCAACACGUGCAAUUUUUUCGACGUUUUCUUAAAGACUAUAUCAAGAAACCCCCAAAAAAUCCGACAUUUCCUGGUGAUUUUCAACCGACAAAGUCCGAAAUUUCUCGAUCAUUUUCAACCGAAAAAACCUGGUUUUCGGGGUAGAGAUGCCUCUACUUCAGAAGGUCGUAGCGACCUCAGUUUGCACUAUAAAAGCUUGUUAUUUCACAGACAAAAACUUAUGUCUUUUAAAAAUACAUAUUUCAAAUACGAAGUCUCUGCAACGCCUCCGCCGGAAGUUAUAGCCUUCCACUUUCCUUCACGUUUUUUGUAAGACCCUGUAUUUUCCCGACAGAUCGAUUCUAGAAAAGCUCUGGAUUAUAGAGCUUUCACCAGACCUCGCGCAUUAUCACCCCCAUCAACCAUCAUGAACACGAACACAGAGAUUUCUCAUCCUUUUUCGCGGCCGGCGCACAGCCCGGCGGACCACCAAAACCGGCGGGGGUAUUAGUCUCUCUCUCUCUCUCUCAGCCGUAACAUUGUCCGAGGAUCGGCCGCUCCCCGGGGAACGGCCGUUGGCGGAUCGCAAGCACGUUCUUCCCGGCGAGAGGUCACAGUGCAAGAAGCGGCGGGAAAUCAUGGUCCGCCGAAAAUAUUAUAUUUAUUUGUAUGCGUCUGCUAUAGUUUCUUAUCAGAUGUUUCGGCAAGUGCGAACAUAUGAGUUCCGCUGUCAACGCGCUGCUUUGUGGGGGAAUUUGAAUGCGGAAGUUCUGGGAUUUAAAAUUUUGAUGACUAAGCGAAAAAAUCUUUGCAGCGAUAGCCAAAAUUAAUAUUCCGAGGGACUGGAGCUGCUCCAAUUUUGAAAAAAGGCCCGCUUGACCAAGUAAGAACUAAAACCAGUCCGUUGGCAAGGCCGCUGCAGUGAUUUUUCCUUUUUGAGACAAUUUUAGAUCAGUUCUUUGAGGUUCACAAGGGCGCUCGAGAAACUUGUUAGCUCUUGUCAACUAAACUGACAUGUUUUUAGUGUCUUUACGAUACUUUUGGAUACCAAAUAUGAGAUUAUUCUUAUUAAGAAGAGAGACCAGUCCGUUGGCAAAGCCACUGAGUAAUUUCUGCGACAUGGACUAUGCAAUUUGCGGCAUUUUGUACUGUCGCUUGCAUCAGAAUUUUUUUGAACAGUGCAGCCGCCAAAAUCACUCCAGCGACCUUGCGAAAGGACAAGUCUCUCAUCUUGUUUAGUUGGCAAGGUCUAGCAUUUUUAUAAACGCCCUUCUGAACCUCAAAGAACGUAUCUAAAGUUGUCUCAGAAAGCAUAAUUUUUCGCAAAAAUUCUUCAUAGUCGUGAGGAUACUCUUUGAUACCAAAUUUUAGCUCUCAUUGAUCUUUUUCCGCAGUUUUUUCGGCCUAGACAAGUUCGGGCCCGCUAACUUUAAUCGCAUUUAUUUUUAUGUAUACCUGAUAUCAUAUAAUACCCUGUUAUGUGCAGAUUUCAUAGCCGUAUUUUUAUUUCAUAGUCUUCAUAGCCGUUUAUCUCAAAUUUCCUCAUUUUUUCUCCAAAAAUUCAUAUUAUAAAAAAAAAAAAAUUUUUUUUCGUCUGCAAAAUUUUUGCAUAUUUUUAUUCUCCAAAACCAUGAGCGAUCCGCGCGCCCCGGCUAUGACUCAAAAGUUAUGUACAGAAAAAGAAUAACGGAAGGGCCGGGCCGGUCCCAGUGGGACCGGGCCGCACGAACAGAAAACAAAAAAAGCACAUCGAAGGCGAACUUUUUUGGGGUUUAGCGGCGGAAAUUUUUGCCCGCUUUUCCUUCGGUCGUAUGAUGUGAUAUGCGCGCGUGGUAGUUGGGUUCGGAUUGAUGGAGAUAUUGAGGCUGUAACAUGCCGAAUAAUGCGAUUUUAAUGCACAUCAACGCCGAAUUUUAGGGGGUGGACUGGGAAAAGGGCUUGUUUUUUGUGGGACAAAAAUUUAUGCUAUUGCGCGUGAUAUGGCUACUUCAGAUGUGGCUAUAUAACUUCAAAUUACUGUCUUUUAUCAUAUAAGGCCCAGACGUCCCAUGUUCGGACCUAAGGGCCAAAAUUUCGAUUUAUUUCCAAUCGCGUCAUCUAUUGCCUAGUACAAUAUAAUUUUUAGUGUCCUAUAGUCUCGCUAGCCCUGUGAUCUCUUUCCAACCACUAUUACUGCAUAAGACAGAGCUCAGCGCCUUCGCUAAGCUAUUUUUCCCUUCCAUCUCUCCCUUCACCAAGCCAGAAUUCCUCAUCAAGCUCUCCUCUCCACUAAAUCAUCGCUAAAGCAACAUGGUGACCUAAGGAGCGCGAAUGAAUAGCCCAUCGUAUUCUACGCAAAGAGUGUAGAGACUUCCCUUUACGAUGCUGCACCUACCAGCAUCGUACAACGCUCAGAGGCGUUCGCUGAUCGCGCAGGACCAGGCGCACUACUCGCUGCCGAGAAGUCGAGUCGGAUCGUUUAUCGACGACAUCUCCGAGAUCAGGUCAAUACUGUAGAGGGCAAAAUAAGGGUUGUACAAUAUGGCAACGCCAGUUAUAGCCUUAUAGGUGCAAAAUGACGUCCAGACUGGUCAAAAAUCAAAUUAUUUCAUAGUCCAAAAAAUUCCGAAUUUUUCGUAAAACUCGAUUUUUUCAGUGCCGAACGCCUAAAUGUCUACGUGGAUCGACACGAUCAGAACACCCAUGGCAUCGACAACACAGAUGACGAUGUGCCGCCGGGGGUCACGUUCCCGGAGGAGCCGAAAACGCCGAAGGAAAGGCUCAAACUGGUGAGUAAUCAUCAUUUAUCAGACUGUCGGGAAAAUAAUGAGCACAAUGUCGUUUCGUCGAUCGAAGUGAAAAGCAAUUUGAUUUUUUGUCAAAUUGCUUUUCGCUAUUCAUUUUUUUUUGGCGACAAUGCGAGUUUGAUGCGACAGAGUGCUCAUUAUUUUCCCGACAGACUGAGAUUUAACGUUCACUAUAUUUUUUUAAGAAAUUCAAAAUGAUAUACCCUCAUGUGGGCCUGGUGGUGCUAUCAGCCGUCUAUACAGUUCUUGGAGCAGCGAUCUUUCAUCAUGUAAGUCAACGAAUUUGGUGGAAAAAAUUAGGGAGCGUAUUUUACAGAUAAAAACCUCAUCUAACGAAGACCUAGACUUGUAGCUAAUACAUAUGCCCAUUUUUUAGCUGGAAGGUCCAUUCGAGCUGCACAUCCGGAACGCCACCGCAACUCGCGUCCAGAUCCUCAAGAACCGAGUCAUAACUCAAUUAUGGACCAUGGCCAAAGAGAUCCCGCAUGCAGCGUAUAUUGACAGCGGGUUGAACACGACCAUGCCGUGGCCACCGAAUGACGAUGGCUUUCAACAAUGGGCCGAAGUUGCUAAUACGGGGUACGAUUUUUACUUGUCAAAAUGGAUGGGUUAACAAGGAAAUCGCUCAAGUGGAGCUCUCGCAGAUUUUCUUAAAAUUUUGCGUGCGGGCAUUGAACUUGUGAGCUACAGUGACGGACCCGAUCCAGUAUCAAAGAACGUACCAUUUUUCAUCCGGGAAGCAUCAAAAAUGUGGCAAAAUGCUUCCCUCUCCAAGUGAAAAAAAAACUUCAUUUUGAAGGGCGCACCCUUUCCUUCACAAAAAAAGCUUUUGAAAUCGGAGUUUUUUUCCUUGGAGAGGGAAGCAUUUUGCCACAUUUUCGAUACUUCCCGGGUGCAAAAGUGCUACAUUUUGUGCCACUUUUGUGGAUCCGUUUCCCCACUGUAUGAAUCUCUGGAACUUUUAGCUCCCAUUUUUCGACGAUAACUGGGGCAUUCAACCAUUGUUGCGGCUUCAAUGAAGUCUUAGGAAUUUCAGAAAAUUAUGAUCAUAACUUUUUACCCAACCAAAUAUCUGAUCGUGAACUUCGCAAACAAAAAAAAUCGGGAAAAUGGAAACCUUUUGUCACCUUUUGAUCAAAAAAUCUCGUUAGUUUCUGGAAAGCGCGCCCUAGAAAUCUAUCACAUGUCUUGGAAAAUUCUACUCAAAAAUUUAUCUUCCCCACAAGAAGAAUUUCUCCACGACCUUUUACAACCCCCAUUUUCAGUAUGAACAUGGUGAUAAAAGAUGUAUUUAUUGACUAUACGAAGAACUACCUCACACCCGAAGAUAUAAUCAAUGGAACGGGUCCCAAUAAGUGGUCGUUCGGAGCGAGUAUUUUCUUCUCCUGGACGGCCAUUACGACUAUUGGAUAUGGUCAGUUUUCGUUCGAAUUUUGAACCAUAUACAUUCAUGUCGUAUUUUACACAAGAUUAAAAUUUAGGUCACAUUGUGCCUCGAACGUUAGCGGGUCGUAUUUCUUGUUUAUUGUAUGCGCUUUUCGGGAUUCCACUGAUUUUGGUGACAAUUGCGGAUAUUGGCCGAUUUUUGUCCAGUAAGUGACCGAUAACUUGUCAAUUUCUACUCCUUACUAAACCGCAUAUGCUAAUUCCCCUCCCAAAAUUUUCAGCCGGCAUCAUCUGGGUGCACAAUGCCCUGCGGCGGUUUCGAAUAGGCUGUUUUGUGCGCCUAAAACGAUGUUUUCGCUAUUGCUGCUGUUGUGUGCGAGGGAAGCGAAAGAAGACGAAAGACAAGACCACAAAGAAUGUGGACAAGACCCUGAGCAAUGGCGGAACAGUGAGGAACGAGAAUCAUGUUGGAGGAGGGAGACUGAUGCGGCAACGGCUACAACAGGCGGAUAACGUCUCCGAUGCCGGCACCUUUGAGGGUCAGUUUCUGGGGGCGCAGGAUAUCUUUUGGGUUUGUCUAGCAGCAAAAUAUACAGUGGGGGACCUGAUCCAGUGGCAAAAAAAGGACCAUUUUGCAUCCUGGAAGUAUCAAAAAUGUGACAAAAUGCUUCCCUCUCCAAGUGAAAAAAAACUCCAAUUUCAAAAAGGGAAAGGGCUCGCCCCUCAAAACGAUGUUUUUUCACUUGUAGAGGGAAGCAUUUUGCCACAUUUUUGAUACUUCCCGGAUGCAAAAUGGUAUGUUUUUUGCCAUUGGAUCAGGUCCGUCACCGUAUGUGGGAUUCCAAAGUCACGCUUUUCAAAUAUCACUAGAAUUUUUAGGUCAGAAGUUGCCAAAAUUAAGCUCUUUUCCUUGUCAGAAGGACAUUUUCUUCGUGAAACUCAAAGUUUAGAGCUGUCGCCGUGAAAACUCGAUGCAUGAGCAACUCAUGCCUCAUUUUUUCAACCUACACUUUUAUCAGGCUGUCGGGAAAAUAAUGAGCACUCUGUCGCAUCGAAAAUCGCAUCGCCGCUAAGAAUUGUGGCCGGCAAUAUCACAUUGCCUUUCACUUCACCGACGCCAAUUGUGGCCGCGAUGUUGCGCUCAUUAUUUUCCCGACAGACUUCAAUCAAACCCCUCUAAUCUUGCAAUAAUUUCAGACGUCUCCGAGAUCCCCACUCAAGAAGGGACGAGUAGUGAGGACACUCACGCGCGCGCCGACGAGAUCGACGAAUUCGCGGAGCUGCAGCAGGAGCGCAGGGUCUCCGUCCUCUUCAUUUUAUUCAUCAUGCUCGGCUACACUGCUGGCGGUGCUUGUCUGAUGCAAUUGUGGGAGCAAUGGAGUUUCGUGGACGCGUUUUAUUUUUGCGCGGUCACGGUGACCACCAUUGGUUUCGGGGAUAUUGUGCCGCAGAACAGCGACUUUCUGCCGGCAACCUUAACUUAUAUUGUCAUUGGAUUGAUUAUUACGACAAUGUGCAUUGGUAAGUGCCAUUUUUAAGAGUUUUACGAGCCAAAAAUCACCUACGACUACUGCAAUUUUCAUUUAUUUUCUUUUCAGAUUUAGUAGGCACCGAAUACAUUCGGGAUAUCCACUUUUAUGGCCGAAGUUUGGGUCGAUCUUUCCUCACCAUCGGUGGGAAAGUUGUUCAUUUGGGAGAGGUCUUUAGUUAUGUGGCAUUCUUACAAAAGAACUACGGAUUAACGCCAGAACAAUUGGACAAAUUGGCUCAACUACCAGAUGAAUAUCUUCUGGAUUGCAUGAUCAACGGGAAACAACCGGAUUUGAAUUGGGUUGGAGGGAAACCUUUUAUCCCACCGGACAUUUACUACUUCAAGGUGGGUUUCUUUCAGCAAAUUUAUGGGGAAUUUUGACAAAAAUCAUUUCCAAUUUUGAUGAAACCUCGUUUAAAAAACGAAUAGAAUUUUUAAAUUUUGUUCGUUUUUUAAACGAGUUAAGACAUAUGCGAGAUCCUGAGAUCGUGCGUUGCAGAAACACUCGAGAUUUUUGGGUAAAAAAUAUACAGUGGGGUACCUGAUCCAGUGGCAAAAAACGUACCAUCUUUCAUCCGGGGAAUACCAAAAAAUGUAGCAAAAUACUUCCCUAUCCAAGUGAAAAAACGUCGAUUUCAAAAGCGCUCCCGCUCUUUCUGUGAGGGAAAGGCACGCCCUUCAAAACGAAGUUUUUUUCACCUGGAGUGGGAGGUAUUUUGCUAUAUUUUUGAUACUUCCCGGGUGCAAAAUGGUACGUUUUUUGCCACUGGAUCAGGUCCGCCACUGUAUCCUUUUUACCCAAAAAUCUCGAGGGUUUCUGCAAAGCACGAUCUCAGGAUCCCGCAUAUGUCUUAACUCGUUUAAAAAAUGAACAAAUUUAAAAAUUAUAUUCGUGUUUUCAACGAGGUUUCAUCAAAAUUUGAGUUGGGAUUUUAUUUUUUGGAGCCAAAAAAACCUCAGUGAGAGACAUGGAGCAAAUUUUUUCCAAUCGAAAACUAUUUUUCUCUGCCCGUCUCUCCUUUUAGGCACGCUUUCUCGCCAAGGCCCCAACCGUUCGACCGUAUGACGCCCAAAUUUUUCAGCAAAUUCCAUAAAAUUUUUCCGACUUCUUCGUAUCCCCAGAUCUCGCUAACCCAAAAAAUUUUUAGUGGAUCGAGCACCCUCGCACCCUCUCUUACGCUUCGGAGCGGGUGCUCGCUUCCAUGGAGUCGCUGGACCUCAACACAAGCCGUUGUUCGACAGCUCGGACCCUCACGCCGCGCGAAUAUUAUCAACGGAUCCUGAUGCAUUACUGCAAGCAGAUGCAGCAGGCGCAGCCGCCGCCGGGAGUGCAGCAGAUGCUGCAGCAUCAGAAUACGGCGCCCGGCUCGGGACGGCUGCAUCAGCAGAACAAUCUGAACAAUUCACUGCCCACGGAGACGCUGUUGUAUGGGAACCAUCGGCCCUCCACGUCCGAGCGCACAACAGCCAUUUUUGCGUUGCCUUCGUAA